AUGACGCCAAGAACCACCCUCCUCGAACCCGUCCGUUCCCUCUGCAAUGCCUUCACCACGCACGCACCAGUCUCAACCCUCCUCUCAACGUUCACCACUCAACCAACACCGCUAGUCCACGAGCACGGCCUCCCCCAACUAGCCCCCUUCCUCGGUCACACCUUCAGUGGCACAGACGGAGUAGCGCGGUAUUUUGAACUCCUCGCGGACCUAAUAGAGAUCUCAGACGUGACCUUCGAACCAGACGACAACUGGCUCGUCGACGACGCAUGCAUGUGCGUCUCGCUGCGUGGGUCUGCGACUUUUAAAUGGAAGGCCACCGGCCAGGCAUGGGAUGAGACUUUCAUGUACCGCAUUGCGUUGGCGACAGAUGCGAGCCGUGACCCCGGGAAGAAGGGGAAGCUGCUUGUUUGGGAGUAUAUGAUUUGGGCUGAUACGGGUGCCGCGUAUCUGGCCAGAUUGGGGCGGUUGGGCGAGCUGGUUACUGGAGAUGGAGAGGCGGGGAUGGGGAAGGGGAAGGGUGUUGUGGAGGGGAUUCAUGUCCCUGGAAUAGACAAGGUAACGACGGACGGGGCGGAGGGGACGGAGACGAGGAGUAGUCGGGAUCGAAAGAGGAGUGGGUGUCAGGAUGUGCUCGGUGGAGGACUAAAUGUGUACGGAUCUUGUGGAUGA
Messenger RNA from Penicillium lagena, 672 nucleotides. RefSeq lists its product as uncharacterized. The transcript has a single exon. The record is from RefSeq and is a predicted model, not a curated record. The coding region runs from base 1 to 672 and encodes 223 amino acids. NCBI's taxonomy places the organism in Eukaryota, Fungi, Ascomycota, Eurotiomycetes, Eurotiales, Aspergillaceae.